ACUCCGCCGCGCCGCGGCUCUUUCUGGUCUGAACUACAUUUCCCAGCGGCCCCAGCGAGCACCGGGCGGGCGGCCCCUUUGUGUCCUCCGGAGGCCGUGGAGCUUCUCUCGGGGCCCGCGGGGGCUGGGUUCCAUCAGACCCGGGGCAGGAGGUGGGCCCGAAUGGAGGCUGCCCGAGCCUUCGGGGCGGGGGCCGGAUCUUCCCGCAUCUCAGCUCUGCAGGGAAGGGUGCAACAGGAGGAAAGAGAAGAGGAGAAAUUCUAGGCUGGUGAUUCUGAAUGCUCAAGGAAAGCCUAGUUUCUCGUGUUCUCUUCCCCAUCUCAGUCAUCUAAGGGCACCGCCAUUUCCCACGGGAAGAGCCAGGAGGAGGAAAGAAUGGCUGUUGACCUUCUUAAAGCCACGUACCAGGAGUUGGUGACCUUCACAGAUGUGUCUGUAGACUUCUCCCGAGAGGAGUGGGAUUGUCUAAAUUCUUCUCAGAGACAUCUGUACAGUAAUGUGAUGUUGGAGAACUACAGGCUCUUGGUGUCACUGGGACUUUGCUUUUCCAAGCCAAGUGUGAUAUUAUUGUUGGAACAAGGAAAAGAGCCCUGGAUGGUGAGGAGAGAGCUGGCAAAAGGCUUGUGCCCAGGCUGGAAAUCUAUGGGUGAGACUGGAGAAUUAACCCCAAAGGAGGACAUUUAUGAAGCACAGUCAUCUCAGAAGAUAAUAGAAAAACUUAGAAGCUGUGGUCUUGAGUACUCUAGUUUGAGAGAAGAAUGGAAAUGUGAGGCCUAUUUUGAGAGGCAACCAGUGACUCAGAAGGCAUGUUUCAAAGAAGAGACAGUCACUUAUGGGGAAGCCCCUGUUGAUAAAAGAGGACAAGAAUAUAACAAAUCUUGGGGAAGUUUCCAUCUGAACACACUGCUUCACGCACAGCAGAUAAUCACCAAAGAGGAGAAAGUACAUAAACAUGACACACAUAAGAGGAGCUUUAAAAAAAAUUUAGUGGCCAUUGAGCCCAAAAGUAUCUAUACAGAGAAGAAACUUUUAAAAUGUAAUGACUGUGAAAAAGUCUUCAGCCAGAGCUCAUCUCUUACUCUUCAUCAAAGAAUUCAUACUGGAGAGAAGCCUUAUAAAUGUGUAGAAUGUGGGAAAGCCUUCAGCCAGAGAUCAAAUCUUGUUCAACAUCAGAGGAUUCAUACUGGAGAGAAACCCUAUGAAUGUAAGGAAUGUAGGAAAGCUUUCAGUCAGAAUGCACAUCUAGUUCAACAUCUGAGAGUUCAUACUGGAGAAAAACCUUAUGAAUGCAAGGUAUGUAGGAAAGCCUUCAGCCAGUUUGCCUACCUUGCUCAGCAUCAGAGAGUUCAUACUGGAGAGAAACCCUAUGAGUGUAUUGAAUGUGGGAAAGCAUUUAGCAAUAGAUCAUCCAUUGCUCAACACCAGAGAGUUCAUACUGGUGAGAAACCUUAUGAAUGUAAUGUCUGUGGGAAAGCAUUUAGCCUUCGUGCAUACCUUACUGUACAUCAGAGGAUACAUACUGGAGAGAGACCCUAUGAAUGUAAGGAAUGUGGGAAGGCCUUCAGCCAGAAUUCACACCUUGCUCAACAUCAGAGAAUACAUACUGGAGAAAAACCUUAUAAAUGUCAGGAAUGUAGGAAAGCAUUCAGCCAGAUUGCUUACCUUGCUCAGCAUCAAAGAGUUCAUACUGGAGAAAAACCCUAUGAAUGUAUUAAAUGUGGGAAGGCUUUUAGCAAUGAUUCAUCCCUUACUCAACAUCAGAGAGUUCAUACUGGAGAGAAACCAUAUGAAUGUAAUGUUUGUGGAAAGGCUUUUAGUUACUGUGGAUCCCUUGCCCAACAUCAGCGAAUUCAUACUGGAGAGAGACCAUAUGAAUGUAAAGAAUGCAAGAAAACUUUCAGGCAGCAUGCACACCUUGCUCAUCAUCAGAGAAUUCAUCUUGGGGAGUCACUCUCACCACCCAAUCCAGUCAAUCACCAAGUCCUGUAAACCCUGUAUCAUAAAUAUUCCCAGAAUUCGUACUUUUUCUGCAUCUCUGAUGUUACCCUAGUAAGAGAUUCAUCUCACCUGGAUCAAUCACUGCUGUAAGAUUUCCAACAGGUCUUCCAGCAUCAACUGUUGGUACCCUUAAAUUAAUUUCCCAUCAUGCACCCAAAUUCAUCUUUCUGAAAUAGAGAAUAUGCACAUCACUGCCUCCAGUUAACUUUUUUUGGGUUUUUGUAUUGUUCUUAGUUUUGCUAACAUCUGCAGUCUUUAAAACUGUCUAUGAGGUGCUUCAUUAUUUGGUUCUUAUAUACCUUUCAGCCUUAUUUUAUUCCAUUCUCCCACUUUGGACACUAGGUAUUUCCUUGGAGCUUAGAUUCUGAAAAAUCAUAGUUCUACAACUAUGGGGCAUUAUGUGACUGAGUGAGUACUUUGCUUGAUUCAUCCAAACCUCAGGGUUUUCUUUAAUUCUUAACAUAGGGAUAAUAAAGGAUACUAUAUUGUAGAAAUGUGUGUAUUAAAUAGUCUUGUAGAAUGAUGCAUAUUAAGAAAUUUGCAUGUAAAGUACUUUACAUAGUGCAUCAGAAAUAGCUGAUAUUCAAUAAAUUGUUAUAGCUAAAAUGCACUGAGUGUCUGUUAUGCACCAGGCACUGUUUUACAAACACAAAAUAAUAUUAACCCUCACAACUAAAGCAGGAUUCCUUAAUGGGCAAAGUAAAACAUCCUUGGGAAGCAACGAUCAGAAUUGGGAAGACCUACAAGUUUUAGAAUAUAAGUGGGAGACUGUGUAGGUGAGGAAUCAAUAUAGACACAAGUAGUAGAACUGUGAUAUUUAAAACCAGUUUUAAGGAGUUUCUAAAGAGAAUUCAAUGAAUCAAUUAAAAGAAAUGAGUCACUGAGAAGAAUACACAACUUAUAUUUAGAUGAAGAAAAGAAUAAAGAGUCACAACUCCAAAAAAAUAUGGACGUUCAUGCUGUCCCAUAAAACACCAAUCCCAAGUAAUUGUAUAGGUGAAUCUAGAUAAUUUUAAUAGCAUUUAAACUUUUCCACACCAUAGAAAAAUCAUGGAGUUUGUAAAGUUUUUAUCCAGUGGGUAAAAUUGAAAGUCAAAGGGGUUGAAGGGAGAAAAACUACAGACAUAUGCACACAUGUAUUUAUAUACAUAUAUACUUCCUCAUUCAGUGAAUAUUGAGUAGCUCCUAUUGGCCAGACACUGUUUUGGACAUGACAUAACAGUGAUCAAUACAAAGACUGUCCCCAUGGAGUUAGUUAAUGAGAUAGGUAAUAACAUAUAAAAAAGUAGAUGUUCUAGAUCCAGAAAACAACAAUACUAAAAUAUUUAGUAGUAUAUAGUCUAGGCUGAAGAGACUCAGUAGUCAGUUACUACUAAUUCAUGGAUUCAAUGCAGUUAAACCCAAAAUUAUUAGACCUUUUUGCCCUUUCACAACUUUGUUCUGAAAUUUGUAUGUGAACUGUGAACUUUUAAAAACAGCAAGAAAAUGAAUCUGAUCCAUUUGUAGGAAUUUUGCAUAUAAUUCAUACCAGUAAAGGAUGGACUUGGGGGUGUUAGAAUAAUUGGCUAUAUACAUUACUGUAGUAAAGGAAAUGCAAAUGAAACCAUAAUGAGGUAUAUCAAUCACAUUUUUGUAAGAGUAUCACAGUGCCAAUUACUGGGAAGAUGUAAAGCAAUAGGAAUGUUCAUACAGUGCUACUGGAAGUAGUAUUUAGGAUAAUUAAACAAUAUCUAGUGAAGUUGAAGGUGUGGAUAUACUCUGACCCAGCAGUUCCACACUUAAUACCUCUAUAGAGUCUCAUGUAUUCAGGGAACUGUAUAUGAAGGUCCAUUUCAGCAUUGUGUGAUUGCAAAGUUUAAGGUAAUCAAAAAAACCAGGGUGAAUAUAAGUUAGAACCUAAGUUAAAGUUAAUGAAGUCGAGAUACUUCUAUCAACAUGGAUAUAUCUCAAAAAACAGUAUUAAUGAAACUGAACUAGUGAGUAGUUUGUAUAAUACCGUACCACUCAUAUAAAUUCUGAAAACAUGCAAAUCAAUGCUAGGUAUAUUUCCCAAAGCUAAAUACAAUGUGGAAAUAGUAUAAUAACACUCAUGGAAAUAAUCAAAUUCAGAACAGUGGUGACCUCUGGGAAUGAAAAAAAUGAGAUUGAGAAAGGAUACAAAGGGAGAUACCUUUUAAUCACUUCUUUAAUCACUUAAACAAUUAUGGCCAAUUCUUAAAAACUUAAACUGGUUGUGGGCUUAUAGGUAAGGUUCUUAUCUUCUGUUUCCUUCUGUAUAUUUAAAUUUUCAUGGUGAAAAAAAUAAACAUUUAGAUAAUG
Messenger RNA from Manis pentadactyla (Chinese pangolin), 4317 nucleotides. RefSeq names its product zinc finger protein 570 (gene ZNF570). Gene Ontology annotation, biological process: negative regulation of transcription by RNA polymerase II. The transcript has 5 exons. Lineage: Eukaryota; Metazoa; Chordata; Mammalia; Pholidota; Manidae. Gene Ontology annotation, molecular function: RNA polymerase II cis-regulatory region sequence-specific DNA binding; DNA-binding transcription activator activity, RNA polymerase II-specific; DNA-binding transcription repressor activity, RNA polymerase II-specific. The record is from RefSeq and is a predicted model, not a curated record. Gene Ontology annotation, cellular component: transcription regulator complex; PcG protein complex; nucleus. The coding region runs from base 376 to 1989 and encodes 537 amino acids.